Molecule: messenger RNA, 3559 nt
Organism: Danio rerio (zebrafish)
Lineage: Eukaryota; Metazoa; Chordata; Actinopteri; Cypriniformes; Danionidae
Source: RefSeq, a predicted model, not a curated record
CAAAAUCUUAAGAUCUAAAUAAUUUUUUAGAGCAUUUUUAUGUGUCUGGCUUUAUUUUGUAACCACUGGCAUCCACCAAUCCAAUGCACAGCUAUCAAAUUUAACAUGUCAGAUUAAAAUAUUUUUCUGAUAAUAUCUUCUAAUAAAAGGUCUUUAACGUCACAGUUGAUAUGAUACUCAAGAAAAACAUACUUUUCCAUAACUGCAUGUUUUCGUUCCACAAAGAGACUGUGGGUGCGUCGGAAACAAAGCGGGGUGAGGUUUGACGGGUGCUCAUGCAUGCUGGGGGUAAAUGUCAACCUCUGUUUCCUCUCAUUUGAGAGUUUCGCACAGAACCAGCACUAUACUACAGGGCUACCGCUGUCAUGUUUUGUGACAUGAAAGUCCUCUCCAUUCUUCUAUAUUUGCUGUUACUUCAUAGAAUUGGAAGCGCUACAGGAGAGUGUCUAGCAGGUCAGAAGGUAAACUACAGCACAGGUAAAUGUGAGAACUGUCCAAAGGGUCAAUACAGCCCUAAAAGUGGAAACAGUGUUCACUGUUACAACUGCAGCAAAUGCAAAAAAGGCAGUAAUGUAAUCAAUGAGUGUACACUUACCAGCGACACUCAGUGCAGAUGUAUGAAAGGUUUUACACCUGUCGAUACACUAAAAGAAGAGGUUUGUGUCUGUAAAAAGGGUUCUGGAGUGAAUAAGAAAGGAAAUGAAUGCCAAACAUGUAGCCAAGGAUUCUUUACAGAUAAAGAUGACACAGCUUGUCAAAGAUGGAAGGAGUGUAAAAAUGGGGUUAAUAUCUCAGGCACCACUACUUCAGAUGUUGUCUGCAAUAACAUAAAGACAGAGGAGAUAAAAGCUCCUACAAUCUUGAUUCCCUUGUUCCGGACAGCCAAACCCACUUUUGCAGCCACUUUAGGAACUCAGACCACUUCAGGAACUACGACCACUUCAGAGACUAAGACCACAUCAGGAACUACGACCUACUCUCCCGGAGAAAAAGCAGACAGCUUCUACAUCUUCUGGCUGAUUAUAAUUUGUGCUACUACUACUCUUCUCCUUGCUGGAUUCUUGUACGGCAAGAGAUUCACCCACUGCGUUCAUAACCUCAAGAAAGCAAACUCUCGAAAAGAAAGCACAUGCAGAAAGCCUGUUGAAGAAUCUGGGGAAAAGUGCCUGUCUUUACUUGUCUAACAGGUUAAUUGGCCUUAGUGUUUCUUUUUGGGGAAUAUUUUGUAUGCAAGAAAUAGUAGUUGUUAUAUAACUAGUCAAGCUGCUGUUCAAAACCAUUUAAAACAUAAAACCAAUGUUUAAUUGUCAUUUUCUGAAACCUGCGUACAUAAGGGGAUGUUUAGGAUCUCAUUUACACCUCCUUUUUAUGACAUGAAUUUAAACAUUCAUGUAAUUUAUCUACAUGAAAAGGUGGUUUGCACUUUGGAUCGCAUUGCACUUGUAGUGUAAAUGCUCAUUCAUUUGAAUUCAGGCGGCUUAUUUAUUUCAAGCCGUGAAUUGAUUUCAUUACUUUGAAAUCCGCUGAUUAGUGAAUUCAAAUCUCUACCUUGGCAGAAUGCGCACUGCAGUUGACCGCUGUCUGUGGGUUGACUGGUGGAUGUCAUUUCUAUGCCACCACAGUUGUUUGCCUCAGUCGUUCUUGUAGUGACUCAUUCACUCCUAAGAGAUAUUUGAUAAACUCCUAUAUCUAGAUGAUGUACACAGGGUUCCCACGGGUCAGGGGAUUUCUGCAAUAUCAUGGAAUUCUAAAAAGUCUGUUCCAGAUAUGGAAUGUCUGGGAAUUUUUAGGAAUGGAAAGAUAAUACAUUUAAAUCCAAAUGCUUUAUUGCAAACACAAUAACAAAAAUUAAAGAAAAAAAUUAUUUGAUUUUUCUGAUGAUUUUUCACUUAUUAUAAUUUUUUUCCCCCAGACGUAUUUAUUUGGGUAAUCUCAAGCCGCUACUAUUUUUCGGUACAAUUUUUUUGCCUCUGAUCUUAAUGUUUUUUCUUAGAUUAGUUUUAGAUUUGGAUUGGGUACUGACUAAUCUAAUUUUAUAUAUUUCAACACAAUCUCACUGCAAUUCGUUUCAAUCAUUUUUAAUUUAGCGGCUUGAGAUUAUUGCACACUAAAUCCAAAAUUUUCGUCUGAUAUUUUCGCACAUUAAAAAAUAAUUUCGACCUUACAUGUGUCAAUCAUAAAACAUUUAACGUGUCAAUUUGAAACUUUCAUAGAUCGAAAAAAAUUCAAACCAGGUUUGUUUUUUUCCACUUUUCGCAUCCAAAAAAGCAUUUUGAGGGGAUUUUUGACAAUUCAGAAGCACCGUACAUUUAAAAAGAUGACAGAAAAGCUAAAUGUAAACUCUGUAAAACUAAUAUUGAGCUGUCAAAUAUGGGAGAGGGAGCAUUUUGCGGUCACACAAACUGUAGCAUACAUGACUUCAAAAUCUCAGGUAAUUUCUAAAAUUUUUUUCAUAGUGGCUAUUAAAAUUAUGCAAAAGAUAUUCAAGCCAUAAAACUAUUUUAUUAUUGCACUGAAAAAAGCCUCAUUGGAUCAACUAAAAUAAAUGACUUCAUUUAUUUAAGUUUUUCUAACUUAUUUAUCCCUGAAACCAUAAUAAAUUAAGUGGAUGAAUUCAUUUAGUUUUAAGAAGCUGAAGUGAUUGAAGUUUUCACCUUUUACAGUGUGUGUUGUUAUUAUAUUGUAAAUAUAUACAGUAAGCGGUCUGUUUUUCCAUUCUAGUUUGUUCCGUUUUAGUCAAACUCAGGGAUUUUGAUAUUUGGCUUAAAGUGGGAACCCUGUUCACAUAUUUUGUUUUGCUAAAGACAACUUCUGAGAAUCUUCAUUGUAUUUAUUUGUAUUUUUGUGUGUAGCCUUUUAUAAAGAAUCAUUAAGUUUCUGUGAAAUGAAAGUAACUUAGCUGCAUACAUACAGUAAGUAACGCAAGUGUGUUAGUAGAUUGUUAGGCUAAUUAAAAUACUUGCCAGAUUUGCUUAUAUUCAACGCAUUGUUUAAAACAAUCAUUUUUCGACUGAAAGUUUGUUGAUUUUUGAGACCAUGCUUUGCUUUUGCUAACUACCGCGUAACUCUUCAAUUCUUAAAACUCUUCUCAGAUUCUGACCGAUUUUGUUAAAACGAUAUGGCUAACAUUAAGAUUUGUGUUUUCAUCUUAUGGUUUUAGCACUUGCACUUAACAGCGUCAGAUCUGGUAUAGUCCCCUCCUACAUUUGUUUCUUCCGAGAGUUGGCAGUGUCGCCUGCCUCUGUCUGUACUAUAGAAAUGCAGUGAGGUUCUUGGGAGGCGACAGCUUUCGGUUGAACCUCUUCAGAAUUUCCAUGCAUACAUACGCAAGCACUCACGUUUCAGCCGUUAAAUCUGUAUGGCUAUACUCCUUCCUCUGAAUAAACCACAACCAACUGCAGGUGCUUGCGUAGGCUUUUUUUGUGUGCGUGUGUGUAUGUGCGUGUAUUACAGAAAAAAGAUCUUACUUUGACUGGUUGUAUGACACUUCUGAGAAAUUUCUCUUUAACAGCUUGUGAAGUGUUAUACCAAUAUGCCAAUUAAAAUGUUUUUCAAGGAA